This is a messenger RNA of Anopheles funestus (African malaria mosquito), 5769 nucleotides long. It is a transcript of the gene inaE, whose product is annotated as diacylglycerol lipase-alpha. The transcript has 10 exons. The coding region runs from base 720 to 4592 and encodes 1290 amino acids. Lineage: Eukaryota; Metazoa; Arthropoda; Insecta; Diptera; Culicidae. Gene Ontology annotation, biological process: lipid metabolic process. The record is from RefSeq and is a predicted model, not a curated record. Gene Ontology annotation, cellular component: postsynaptic membrane; dendrite membrane.
UCGGGGUACAGUUGAUUAGUACGCAUAUCGGUUUUUUUUUUGGGACUUGCGUGCACUUGCGCACUUGUGCCGCUGAGGCGCGCGCACAUGUUUGUGUUAGUUAGCAAUGGUUUUGCUGUAUGCGUGCGGUGUGAUGAUUGUCGCGACGGCGACCAAUUUCCCGUCCCUCAGUGAUAUUCCUGCACGAAAACGAAUUAGGCAACGGAUUGUUGCCCGUGCCAUUCCGCUAGAAAAACAGACCAUUUAAACGUUCGAAGCCGCCGCUACAUACGAACGCGUCCUGCAUGUAUAAGGCGGAACACACCGCAUCUUGAACGUUUGCCGUAUCUAGCCGUAACGAAAGGUGGAAGUCAUUCUUACCGUUUUUGCCAGUUUCGUGCGUGAACUCAGAGCUUGGGCAGUGUUUUACCGCUCCGUGCGUUACAUGGCCAGUAACGCUUAGUUCCGGAAGCCCAACAUUUCCAACGGACCGUGUGGCAGAUGCGAAAGGCCGGACUCCACCAGAGGACGAAGCCGCAGGCAUCAGACCGUACCGACAGUGGCAGCGCGGAAGAAGCAAUGGUGCCUUCGCAGUACAACGCCAAGUGGUCGUAAUACUCCUGCCCACGUUUCUUCACCUGGAUCCACCCAAUCAACCCCUCCAUCAAAUUCACUUCUGUGUGUGCACCCUCCCGCACUAUCAUCACCCUCUAUCAUCCUGAACGGUUCCGUUUUACGCGAUGCCUGGUAUUGUAGUGUUUCAACGAAGAUGGUCCGUCGGUUCAGACGAUCUCGUAGUCCCUGGUCUAUUCCUGCUAGUUAUUCAUUUCAUUUGGCUCGUCGUGCUGAUGGUAAUGACACUAACGUUUCAUUUCGAUCGCACAGAGAAUUGUGUUUUACAGCUAUGGUAUUUCCAGAUUGGAUACAUGGUACUGCUGGCAGUGUGCAUGUGUCUGGAGCUCUCCAUCUGUGUGGUAUCGAUGCGUGGCAGCAUUCUCGACACCGAGCCGCGGGCGUCGAUGCAAUACUUGCUGUACGGGCGGGUACUGUUGAUGCUAAUCGAUCUCGGUCUGCUAACGGUAGGCAUUACCUGGUUAAGAGAUAACUAUGCGACCUGCCCGGCAGCGGAACCGAAGGAGGUGAUGCUAGCCGCGAUAGCCUGUAAUCUGUUCGUCAUACUCAGCAUGAUCACCACCGUCUGGUGCACGUUCGAUCCGGCUGGACGGUCCUGGGUGAAGAUGAAGAAAUACCAACGGUCGAUGCGCGAGUCCGAAUCGCGCUUCAACUACAAGCGCAGCGGCAGUCGCAGCCGGAACUGGCGACAGCGGAAAGUGAUCCGUGCAUAUCAGGACAGCUGGGAUCAUCGGUGUCGGUUGCUCUUCUGCUGCAUGGGAAACAGCGAUCGAAGUCGUAAUUCUUUCACGGACAUUGCACGACUGCUUAGCGAUUUUUUUCGUGACCUAGACGUUGUACCAUCUGAUGUUGUGGCCGGACUGGUGCUGCUGCGGAAGUUUCAAAAGCUUGAACGUGAAGUUAUUGUGCGGCAGCAAAAGAACGGAACGCACAAGUUUUUAUCUGGUGUCCCUAUUAACGCCGGUACUAAGUUUCUGGCACUAAAUGAUUCCGGAGAUUAUGAUCAUUUUCAGACUGUUAUUCGAUACAUGUAUUUUGCGCAAGGUGCAUACGGUUGGCCCAUGUAUCUCAUGAGCCACUCGAGCACCGGUGUGUGUCAAUUGGCUUCCGAGUUGCGUUACUGUUUUUGCAGACGAAAUACAGUCGAUGUGGUGGACGAUAACUGUUGCUUCUGUAAUUACGCCGCUCUCAAAAAGAUGCUGGAACUUGGAGAGGUUGAAGUUAUUUAUGCUACAUAUCAUGUCGAUAUCGCCGAAACACCAUUCUUCGUUGCGAUUGAUUAUAACUACAAUAAAAUCGUCAUCAGUAUCCGCGGUACGCUUAGCAUGAAGGAUGUAUUGACGGAUUUGAAUGCCGAAGGUGAACCGUUACCACUGAAUCCACCGAGGGAGGAUUGGCUCGGCCACAAGGGUAUGGUGCAGGCGGCGAUCUACAUCAAGCAAAAGCUGGAAGAGGAAAAUCUUAUCCAACGUGCCCUUAAACACAAUCCUGCCCGUGGUACGCAACGCUUCGGGUUGAUACUGGUAGGCCAUUCGCUCGGUGCCGGUACAGCGUCUAUAUUGGCAAUACUGAUGAAGCAGCAGUACGAUGUGCUGCACUGUUACAGCUACUCACCACCGGGUGGGUUACUGAGUAUGCCUGCGGUAGAGUACAGCAAAUCGUUCAUCACUUCCGUGGUGGUGGGCAAGGAUGUUGUGCCACGAAUUGGUCUCUACCAGAUGGAAGCGCUAAGGGCAGAUUUGAUCAAUGCCAUCCAGCGUAGUAUCGAUCCAAAAUGGAAAACUAUCGCUUGUUCCGCGAUCUGUUGCUGCUGUGGACCGGAACCGACAUCCGUGAUGAUGAUGUCGACCAAGGAUUCAAACGUGCAGCGAUAUAAGCAGGAACGUAACAGUGCGCGCCAAAGCACGGUACACCCGAACGAUAAUUCCAUAGCGCUAACCCUUCAUCAUCCACUUUAUCCACCUGGCCGCAUCAUACAUAUCGUACGACACCAUCCAAUCCAAGAGGAACAAAUGCUGAAAAAACGAGACCCAGUGUAUCAAGCUAUUUGGGCUGACAAUAAGGAUUUCGAUGAGGUUUUAAUAUCGCCUGUCAUGAUUCAAGAUCACAUGCCCGACACAGUGUUAGCAGCACUCGAAAAGGUCGUAGCAUCUAUUGGACCGCAAAAACCGAAUCGGCAAUUCACUAAUCCUCCUCUUAUUUCUACGGACACGGAAGAAGGGUCGAGAACCGCAGGAGAACAGUCAAUCGUAAGCCAAACACUUCAACCAAAUCUCGCUUCACCUGUCGUACAACAUAAGAUCUGUCUGGAAACUUCUUUUACCAAUAUGCAAUUGCUACAGCUACAGCGCGGUGAGUCCCUCAACUCAGCGGCACUCGGGCAGCACCAGAUCGAUAUUUCGAAACCAUCAUCAAUCGCCGACAGUGUGCUCGGACCGCACAGUGCACAGUCCAGCCUAGUGGAAGAUAGCGGAAUUCCUAAGAGCAUCUCAGGGCCGAGCGAAGUAACAACUGUGAUUUUAGCGGAAGUACAAAGCGCGGUUCCAUCGACAAUGGCAACCGUUACCCGUGUUCCUUCGGUUACCAGCGGUACCGCCGCCAAAACGUUAAAUUUUAUCGCCUCAGCUAAUCCUACGCGAAACGAUAUGUACCUCAUGUUUCAACCUACCACGUCCGGCGGUACGGCGGCGUACCGGGCGGACAACCUGUCGCUCGGCAUCACACGCAGAAAUUCCUACGAAAUACAAAAAAUUGACCUAAUCCACGACGAUUGGUUCGGUAUGGCACCGCUCGCCAGUCCGGAAAGUUUGUCCGAACUGUCCAGCAUAAGUUCGCGGGCAAGCAUUUCCACCGGUAUGACGGGCGGGCUAGACAAGGCGUUAGAAAAUGGCAAGGAACCACGGCCGAUGCGUGUCGGUGACUUACAGGCGGUGGAAUCGCAACUUCACACACCGAAAGUGUUGCGGCGCACACCGAAAGUGAGCGGCAAUUUAUCAACCUGCGCCGAAGAUGCUCGCACCGUUUACCAGUACAAGCGGAUGGGCAAAAUAUUCGUCCUAAAUCAACCAUCGUCCGAUUCGAGUACCACCCUGGAGAGUUACGAUAACGAGCAGCCUGUAAAUACAAUGGAGGAGAACGGCAUUCUAGCUACAAUCAGUGAGAAAAAUAUUCCGCCACUUGCUUCCAACGGUAAUAAAAGCAUUCUGGUGCCAGAUAUACUCAAUGAAAAUGCUACCGAGACAAGAAGAGCGUUCGGUAAGGUCAGUGAUAACGCAACACGGUGCAGCUCUAGCUGCCCGACCUGUCCAUGUCGCAGCACGCCGCACGGCAAAUGCUGCCAGAAGUUCAACCACCGAGAAUGUUACAAUUAUAAGUACACGUCGUUUAACAUUUUCAAAUUUAGCAAACCCAGUGAAGUUGCCAGCGGCAAUGCUUUCAUCAACAAAGGCCUCCAACCGGAUAGCAAUGCCGGUGCAAGCGGUUGGCCACCAAACGACUGGAGUGCAUCUUCGUCACAAGCAGGAAACGAGGACAAUAAUAAUGUUUACCCGAUCCACACAGUUCCCGCUUUGCCAUCACCGCCGGUAAAGGCCGGUUUGCUGGAGUCACACUUUCCCGUUUUUUAUAACAAAAACGGCAACAACAGUGACACCACGAAAGCAUCUUACAGCAAAUCCAUCAAACCAAUAACACCGAUCAAGCUGGCAGGCACUCAGGAGACCCUCGCCACUACAAUAGAGAUACGAAACGAAACCUUCCCAUUGCUGGUGAACCUGGCGGAACAUUCAUCGCCAAACAGUGGCUUCGGGCGAAGGAAAAACACUGUACAUCCGACGGAAAGACACAUUAUCGCUGUGGAUGGGUUUAAUCCCACCGGUACGGAAAGUGUCGAGUCGCAUGGUUCGCCGGUAAGCUCCUGCGCCUCACUCACCACCAACAAGCACAUCCCGCAAGCGCGCAAAAACGAGAGCAACGUCUAGUGUGCGCAUCGUAACAGUUACAUUCACUUUACUUCUGACAGUGAGUAGUGAUAUUAAAUUACCUCCGGUUCAAUAGCCAUGUCUAAAGGGUUAAUUUCAUACGAGCUCUCUUUAAUUCAGUGACAAUUUGCUCAACACGGACCAAAUUGGGACCGAUACAGUGUGCCAAACAAAAAAAAACAAGUAGGCCUGUGAUGCUCGUUACGUAUUCCAUUUUGCUGCAGCACGUAAACCCAAAACAAGAUCUAGGCCGAAUUUCGUCCGAAACUGCUCGGAUUCGGAUUUCAGAAAUAUCUAACAAUUACUCUCAAAUGAUCGUAUCUCAUUGCUUAGGUGUUCACUAAACGCUAAUCGAAUAGUAGAGAUGUAUAUCUCAAUUUGUGAAUUGUGAAUGUCAAUUUUACUAUACACAACACAAUGUACGUGAUGUAUGACUCCCCCCCCCCCGGGGGGGGGGGGGGUGGUGUAUCCACUAAAGAGGAACAUAGUAUGAAACUAGAUGAUUGAUUGAGAAUUGAAUUUAUAGAAUGUGUAUUGAAGAGUAAUUAAAGAAAAAAAACAAAGAAUAGCAUUGUAAAAAUUAAACAAACAAAAACACACACACACAAGUGGGAAAAGAAGUCAUUACUAAUUAGAUUUAAAGAAAAUUGUUGUAGCGUAAAUGAUUAACGAAUAAUUCUAAUGUUAGAUGGAUGAAUAACAAGGGUAAUAUAUUCUAAAUUUACGAUCUUAAUCAAUGGAAAGAGAAUAUGUGUAUUAGAGAGCGAAACAAAAUUACAUUAAAAAAAAAAACAAUUAAAAAAAUACACUUAAAUUAAACGAGCAUUCAAACUAAAACCAUCCUGCUAAAACAACUAUUAAACUUAUCUACUCAAUUUAAACCUGAGAUCAAACUACAAAACCCCACAAUAGUGCAAAGCAAGUGAAUCUUCUGUUCUGUUAAUAGUAAUGGCCAAUUUCUUGCCAUCCCCCAAAAAAAACCCCCAAUAGUUAAAAAAAUAGGCCGUUUGGCAUAUUUUGGACCGGUUUACAAACAAUAGAAAAUUGUCGUACAUUAUAAAUGACUCCGUUCGUGCAAAAUGAUUCUACAGUAGCCUAUCGAAAAUGGUAUUGUGUUACUAGAUGAUGAUAAACGUAUCUAUUGAUAUUUUGAAUAAAAUCGAAUUUUGUAUUUGAA